Molecule: messenger RNA, 2002 nt
Organism: Mus caroli (Ryukyu mouse)
Lineage: Eukaryota; Metazoa; Chordata; Mammalia; Rodentia; Muridae
Source: RefSeq, a predicted model, not a curated record
CGGGCUGGGAGCACAGAGGGCGGUGCUUGAGUGCGGAGUGACAGCACCUGUGGUGAAGAGGCCAGUCUGUCCCCUGCCACAUGAGCCACCGCCUGGGCAGACAUGGAGCACUGCUGGGUCUUCUGGGGCCUUGUCUUGUGGAUGAUUGCUCCCUGCCUGGACCUGACACAUGAUUUGGCACCCCAGCAAGAAUGGACAUACAUGGUACCACAGCAAUGUAACUGGUUCUGCUUCAAAUUUGGAAAGCAUGGCUGCCCUUCAAAAAGCCCCAACUGUUCCACCUGCCACCACACAGCUAGGGAAGCAUGUUAUGAGAAGUUCAUGGGAUACUGGAGGACAAAAGCUCUCUGGUGGCUGGGCAUGAACUCAGUGAGCAAGCAUGGGACAGUGUGGAAGAAGCCAUCCGGAGUGACUCCCAAUUCUCUCCUGCACCAUUUUGAUUUCCACUGUGUGUCCUGUGCCAUGCUGGGGAAUUCUGGCUUCAGCAAUAUCAACCAGUUAUUCUACAUGGCUUUCAGGACGAAUCAGGCCUCCAACCACAGCCAAACAGCAGGACCCUUCAUCUGUCCCAGGAACGCCAGUCACCAGGGUUUCUGGGGGCAGCACUGGUUACUGCAGCUUGCUGAUCUGGUGCCCCAAGUGACACGAUUUUGGAGGAUGGUCUGAUUGCCUAGAUGCACAAGAUAGUAAACAUGAGGUAAGAAGGUUGUGGCUCUGAUCUGCUCUGAGCAAGGACUCAGGCUAGCCCAGGUACUACUAAACACAGGCAACUAGCUGGAUAACCAGGGUGAGUGGCCAGAGUCUGGUCUGCAUGGUCAGCACAAACUCAUUGCAUACUUCAUAUCUUCAGCCCAGAGGCCAAAGUUGUGUGUCUAUACUGAUAUAAUAUAUCCCCGCCUUCCUCCGUGCUAUUCUGCCCUUCAUGUUUACAAAGCUUAUUUUAUGUGCAUGAGUAUUUUGCCUGCAUGUAUGCAUGUGCAUCAUGUUCAUGUCUGGUGCCCUCAGGGGUGAGAAGAGGGGCUGGAUUCCUUGAAUAUGGAGUUACAGAUGGCUCUGAGCCAUCAUGUGGGUAUAGAACCAAACGCAUGUUCUCUGCAAGAGCAACACAAGCUCCUAAACAAUGAGCAUCUCUCUAGCUCUUAUACAGUUCCCCAGCACUCUAGCUCUCUAGCCGCCUUUUGUCUCAACUUGCCGCCCCCAGCCCCCUUAUUUGGAGACAAAAGUUUGGCUGGCUAUCCUGGAACUCACUCUGUAGACCAGGCUGGCUUUGAAUUCGCAGAAAUCCUCUUUUGUGAGAUUAAAGGCAUGUGAUAGCACCAUGUGGCUACCUUUUACCUUUUUACAGGCCCUUCCCCCAGCAUAACAGGCAUCAGCUAGUUGAUGUUCUUUUUGAGGUCCGGGGUAAGUCUAUGAGAGUGUUUAUCACACUGAGUUGAGUCUGUAUUUCCUGGGGAAGUGGAACUCCAUUCUCUUCCAGCUCUAGAGACAGCCUAUCACUAGCUGUUGAAAGAGGGAACUUGGGAUAAAGGACAGGAUUCAGCCUGCUGACAUGAACAUCCUUGCUCAUAUGCUAGGCCGCCCUCUCUGGAUUUGGAUCAGAACAGCAAAGAAAGAAGUUCUAUCACUGACAGAAUGAUAAUCAGACCAAAGGCCCCCAAAAGGCCCCCAUGGACUAGAAAUGGAAGCUGCUUGUCAGCUAAGAUGGGCAGACAUGCCACCAUUCACAAGUGACAACGAGCUGAAUGCUGGAUUUUUAGUGUCACAACAGCCACAUAAUUAUGAAGACAUUCAUGGGUAAAGAUAAAAUGGUGUGACAUCAGCCUGGUUCUGAAUAAAAUCUUGGUCUGGUACUCCCUGCAAACAUAGUAUCUGGGGAGGAAGGGUCAGAUCUCAGGGACAAUCUCUCUCUUUCUUCCAGCCACCCUUCUACGUAUUCAUUUAUCCAUCCAUUUAUCUAAUUAUCAUCUAUUUGUUUUUCUUGGGCAGAAAUUUACAAUGUAGC